AUGAAGGGGGGCCACGCCGCGCGACGUCACAUCAUUGCCAUGGGCCACACUGACCUCUCCUCCAUCCCCAACGUCGGCGUCAACGGACAUCGCCUGUGGCUUGCGUCGGCGCUGCUGUGGCAUCCGCCUGCUUCCCUUCCGGGUGGGGCACAUCUGCGUCUGCUGGGUCCCAACGUUCCUCUCGUACUCACGACCGCCCGCAUACACAAAAGUACGGCAGGCAGGAUGCAGGCCGUUCGAGAGGGCAUGACUCCCGCGGAUGCACGGAUGCCCAUCGGGACGCCGGCGGAGAUGGUAAUCGGAAGGACCGGGGAGGUAGUCACCAAACUGCCGGGGGAGAGGCUCGUGGCAGCCACGGACCUACUCGUCUCUCCUACUAUGGUGAAGCGUUUCUUGGAGACGAAGGACAAGUCAGGGCCCUCGGCAUACCGUCGGCUGCUCCAGCUGCUCACGGACGAGUGGGAACCGAAACGUUUCAACCGGGGCAUCGACAAGCUGCAGGAUUUUGGUGUGCCCAACGGCACGCCGUACAGCAAAUUCGUUACGAAGUUUAAGGCGUUGGCAAUGUCGGAGAUAGCCUCGCACAGAGCUUUUGCGCCGGAUCUGCGCAUGGUACAGCGUGCGCUUCGGGACGCUUUGUUGGAACAGUAUCCGAAUGUUCUCUCGUCUUUGCCGUUGAAGGAUAAGAUUCUCCACAACGUAGUGUUUAGUGAUCAGGAUGAGCUUUGGGAUGCUUUGUCUUCGGAGGAAGCACUAAAACAUUCGCCCGCUUGCAAUGGCGACCGCUAUUCUACCACUGUCACUUCUGGGUUUUCAUCGGCGCCUACACGAGCCAUGACCGCGACCGUGGGGCAGCAGCGGCCGCCACCGCCGUCGCCGCUGCAGCCGUCCGCGUGGUCGCCGGGACCACAAUUUCCCGCCGGGGUGAUGGCCUUCGACCCUGUGCCGUCCGAUAACACAUAUCCCUUCGAACAGGACUACGACUGCUGGCCGUUGCGUGGUCACUACGGCUUUGUGUACAGCGUCGUGGCCCCUGUUUUUGAUGGAAAUCAGGAAUAUUACAAAGAUGAGGUUUUCCUCUUUUGGAAACCGCCGCCCUUUCUGUCUAAUUGGACGCCCUACUAUGCCAUAAUCAUGGCUACUUCCGACCCGAGGGAACACAAGUCCCUUGGUCGCAAGGUACACCGUUUUGACCAUGCCCUCUGGGAGCUCCGACGCGAGGAUGUUGUCUUUUCGAUGUUAUAUGCAAAAUUCGCCCAAAAUGCUGACGCGCGCGAACGUUUGUUGGCUACGGGUGACAGACAGAUAGCGAAAGCUAGCCCUUAUGACGGAUUGUGGGGCAUCGGUGUUGAUGCCUUCGAUCCGCGUGUGGCGUCGCCCUCCACGUGGACUGGUAAAAACCUCUCGGGCAAAGCGCUUGUUGCGACGCGCACGCUUCUGCGUGUGCGACCGGUUGAACCCGAUAAGCCUUUACGCCCUGAACACUCGGGGCAAUCUGCCCCCGUGUGUCCCACUAUACACGAAAUUGCACCCCCGGGGGAGGAUUCUUCAGCUGACGAUCCCCCUUACGAGGACGCGCGUGGCUUCUUGGGCGUGCCAGCGAACACGCCCUCGGACCACUCGAAACAGGUGCUGUACAUUGCCUCUGCUGCUUUUCGCAAAGCCGCCGCUUCCCCACCGCCGCUGUUGGCGGAACACGGUCCAGAUUUGNACGAGGACGCGCGUGGCUUCUUGGGCGUGCCAGCGAACACGCCCUCGGACCACUCGAAACAGGUGCUGUACAUUGCCUCUGCUGCUUUUCGCAAAGCCGCCGCUUCCCCACCGCCGCUGUUGGCGGAACACGGUCCAGAUUUGGUGAGCGACCGUUUCAGUCGACGGGCGGAUAUGAAUGCCACUACCAAGGCGGAAUUUACCGCUAAGCGAACGGCCAACACUUUCGACAACCGCUACAUGACGUUGUGGGGUUGUCCGGUGACUCAUCUUUCGGAUAACGGCAUGCAAUUUUGUUCCAAGCUGUCCAUGGCUAUUUACGAGCUGAUGGACAUCAGGAAAGUCACCACCAGUUCGUACCACCCCCAAACUAACGGUGGGGCGGAGCGUGUUAACCACACCAUGGCUCUGGUAACGCUAGUCAGCGCGUACAAGGGAACCGAGCUUAUCGUAAUGCUCGGAUAG
Ectocarpus sp. CCAP 1310/34 is the source of this 2175-nucleotide messenger RNA. NCBI's taxonomy places the organism in Eukaryota, Phaeophyceae, Ectocarpales, Ectocarpaceae. The record is from the annotation of a GenBank genome assembly.